Messenger RNA from Aureobasidium namibiae CBS 147.97, 1932 nucleotides. RefSeq lists its product as uncharacterized. The coding region runs from base 1 to 1932 and encodes 643 amino acids. Gene Ontology annotation, biological process: intracellular iron ion homeostasis; iron ion transport; copper ion import. Gene Ontology annotation, molecular function: ferric-chelate reductase activity. The transcript has 2 exons. Lineage: Eukaryota; Fungi; Ascomycota; Dothideomycetes; Dothideales; Saccotheciaceae. Gene Ontology annotation, cellular component: plasma membrane. The record is from RefSeq and is a predicted model, not a curated record.
AUGCUUGAGACACGGCAUAUCCAAGAGCUUGAUUCCGACUCUACGAUCAAACAUUACUGGGGAUAUGCAGAUCGGAUUCUUCCCUGCACCAAAGAUGCUGGCACUUGUGCAUAUUUGGACUCUGUCUAUCAUGCCCAUCAAAUAUCGAUGCUUUACACCUUCAUUCUCUGGGCAGUCUUGGGAGGUGCCCUUAUGUUCAUGCUCUCAUUACGCUAUGGCAAGAGCGUAGCUCGUUCAUCUGACAUCAAGACGCCACUUCGGCGUGGGUUGGAUUCUCUCGGAUCUAUAGGAAGGCGCUGGAUGCUUCCCGAGGCUCCAGGAAGAGGAUUUCUUGGACGAGUCACUCUGCUACAAGUCACAGUGCUAUCUGCGCUUCUUGGCUACUUGUUAAUAUUCUCUCUCGUCGGUGUAACUUACAAGACCUGGAUCACACCUACCAAAAAUCAUCCUGAACUGAAGACAAUCAGAACAGGCUUUGGAGGUUGGGGUGAUCGUGUUGGAGCUCUAGCUUAUGCCUUGACACCGCUCACGAUCGCUCUUUGUUCUCGCGAGAGCGUCUUGUCGCUCAUCACCGGCAUCCCAUACCAACAUUUCAACUUUCUGCAUCGCUGGAUUGGUCGAGUCAUCUUCAUCCAAUCUUUCCUGCAUACUCUGGUCUGGACGCUUGUUGAAGGAAGGUUCUAUCAGCCACAACCCGAGACUUACACCGCUUUCAUCAAGCAAAAGUACAUUGUCUGGGGGAUUGUUGCUCAAAUCAUGAUUACGUUUUUGUACAUUUUUAGCACCAGCUGGGCUAUUCGAUGGACCGGAUACGAGUUCUUCAAGAAGACUCAUGCUUUGAUUGGUAUACUUUACCUUGGAGCGUGUUGGGGACAUUGGGACAAACUGGCAUGUUGGAUGAUUGCUUCUCUCAUCAUCGUGCUUGGCGAUUUCGGCAUCAGGUUUCUCCGGACUGCACUACUCCACGUCGGAUACCGAAAGGGUAAGCCUGGUCUUGGUUUCCACAGUGCAAAUGCCAACGUUCAGCAUUAUGGUGACGACGAAGAUUCUGUCGUGCGCAUCGACUUUGAUUUCAAGCACUCCGCAUGGAAGCCUGGUCAACACUUCUACCUCUGUUUCCCUGCCCUGAACAUCUGGCAGUCUCAUCCAUUCACUCCAUCAUCUCUUCCUGAUGGCCGUAGCGAUAUUCAGCACCAUACUUACUUGAUCCGCGAACGCUCCGGUAUCACCGCCAAACUUGCUCAAAUUGCCAAAGCCACUGGUGGAGAUUCUUGCACCACUUCUGUUAUACUCACCGGACCCUAUGGAGGCACAUCAACUGAAGAAGCCGCAUCAUCUAAUCUUUUGACCGUAGCAGGCGGCACUGGUGUCACUUCCGUGCUCCCAACCCUCCAGGACACUUUUACUGUCACUCAGACAGGUACUCGUGCUGUCGAUUUCGUUUGGGUCAUUCGCAAGAUUCAAGACCUCGCUUGGAUUACACCUGAACUGACAGAGCUCAAAUCUUGGAUGUCUGCUGGCAAAGCAAAUGGUCUUCGCGUACACAUCUUUGUCACCCGCGAAACAGCACUGCCGGAAACAUCGAUCUCCACCACAUCUUCAGGUUCAGAAAAGGGCAAAGGUUGCUGUAGCAAGAGAGCCAAGAGUGAAAAGAACGGUGUGGUGAUCUCUUCCUCGGACGAUUUGACAACACCACAAAAUAACUUCUCCAUCACGUAUCUUGGCGGAGCUCAUCCCUCGAUCAAGGACAUCGUUGCUGAGUUUGCCGAAAGAGCGGCUAUCUGUGGCGGAAGGAGUCAAGUCAUUGGUGCUGGACCGAUGGAGAUUGGAACUGCCUUGCGCUCUGCCGUUGCAAGAGAAAACCAUGCUAGUAGAGUUUGGCAAGGUGACGAAAGCGGCAUCAUGGCCCUUGAAUGGGAUUGUCGGUCGUGA